AUGCCAUCCAUCGCCUGCCUCCAGACUUUACAGCGGGAGUUGGCGGACAGCAUUAUCCGUUGUGCACCUCUGGACGAUUUACGCAUUCUGUUGGCAUGUGGGGCCAAAGUGGACGCCCCUGUCACUGCUCAAGGUCUUCGCCCCAUCCAUUACGCCGCCUUCCAGCAGUACGAAGAAGCAUUGAGAUUGCUGCUAGUCCGAGGUUGCGAUCCCGAUGCCACGGAUGAGAUCGGUUACACUGCGAUACAUUUGUGUGCCGAAAAGGGCUAUUUCGAGCUGGUCAUGCUGCUCCUGGAACACGGGGCACGAGUCACUUUCACUGAAGAAGUACCAGCAGUGUCUGGAGACACCUGUCCUGUUGAUGUUCGAAACAGCAGUGUCUCACUUGGAAAUCCGCCUAGGGCCACCCUGGCUGAUGAACCUUUAAGACUGGCCAUCAAGAAUGGACACUACGAAGUGGCUGAGCUUCUUCUCAAAAAUGGGGCCGACCCAAAUGCUCGAUACUUCCUGGGAGCAGAAAUCAACUUAAUCAGCCCUUUAAAUACAAGAUUUCUAGAUUUAUUGCUCAAGUAUGGUGCUGAUCCCAACUCAAGGGACAGAACGGGACUGACUCCUCUUAUGAAGGCCUGUAGGCAUCCUCAAGGAUUUUUAGCAGCGAAAAUUCUUAUCAAGUAUGGUGCCGAUGUGAAUGCUAUGACGUCCGAACGCCACGACAACCGAACGGUGCUGCAUUAUGCUGUGUUGUCCGGCAACAUGGAUACGGUUCGCCUGUUGCUGGCAAGAGGGGCUGCCGUGAAAUUCGAGAUUGGAUAUUCCAAGCCAAGUCCUCUAGAUUUUGCGAUUCUGAAGGGAAAUCCAGAAAUGGUUCGGCUACUGAUCGACUCAGGUGCUGACGUUAACCUUGGAUCUCCUAUAAUUGGUUGCCCGUUACACAUUGCCCUCUCGGAAAAGGUCGACAAUAAGGUUGACAUUAUCCGAAUGCUAUUGGAAUGCGGUGCAGAUCCUAACGCAGUUUCGGUUUCUGGAAGUCCGGAACUAACAGACGACUCCGCCCCUUCUUUACUUCGACCACCAAUCGGAGAGUACUUCAACUCUUGUGACCGUCCAGCCGUAGAUGUAGUGCGGUUACUAUUAUGCUAUGGAGCUCGAGUGGUAAUCAAAUCGCAAAUGCAUCAUCCCCUCGGAGUUUUGAGGUCCAUGCAUCGUCUACACCCAGAAACCCACCCAGAAGUGCUAGCAGUGGUUCUCGAUGCUGCUGAAGCUUACAGUGCGGCUUCUAUUAACAGGUGA
Messenger RNA from Uloborus diversus, 1290 nucleotides. Its product is annotated as ankyrin-3-like. The coding region runs from base 1 to 1290 and encodes 429 amino acids. The transcript is spliced from 3 exons. The record is from RefSeq and is a predicted model, not a curated record. Gene Ontology annotation, cellular component: nucleus; cytoplasm. Gene Ontology annotation, biological process: regulation of barbed-end actin filament capping. NCBI's taxonomy places the organism in Eukaryota, Metazoa, Arthropoda, Arachnida, Araneae, Uloboridae. Gene Ontology annotation, molecular function: protein binding.